Molecule: messenger RNA, 512 nt
Organism: Tauraco erythrolophus (red-crested turaco)
Lineage: Eukaryota; Metazoa; Chordata; Aves; Musophagiformes; Musophagidae
Source: RefSeq, a predicted model, not a curated record
CAGACGUGACGCUGGACCCGGACACAGCCCACCCCCGCCUCGUCCUCUCCGAUGACCAGAAGAGCGUGAGGUGGGAAUACGUCCUGCGGGACUCUCCCGACAGCCCGGAGCGCUUCGACGCCGAUCCCUGCGUGUUGGGUUGCGAAGCCUUCACCUCCGGCAGACACUACUGGGUGGUGGAUCUCGCCGAGGGACAGUACUGCGCCGUGGGGGUCAGCAAAGAGUCUCUGCAGAGGAAGGGUUCCAUCAGCUUCAACCCCGAGGAAGGGAUCUGGGCGGUGCAGCAGUGGGGCUUCCAGAACCGGGCCCUCACCUCCCCUCCCACCCUCCUCAACCUCCCGCGGGUCCCCAGGAAGAUCCGCGUCUCUCUCGACUACGAAUGGGGGGAGGUGGCGUUUUUCGACGUGGACAACGCAACACCCAUCUUCACUUUUCCGCCGGCGUCCUUCGCCGGCGAGCGGAUCCGGCCAUGGUUCUGGGUGGAGCUGGGCUCGCUCUCCCUGGUCCAGUGA